AUGUGCACCAGUGCUGGUAAGGAUAUAGGUACUUGUUGCAUCGCGAGUAAUACGAAGGGUUUGGAUUUAAUCUUGCGACGUGGUCACAGAAUUUUGAAUAAAUUAAUGGUGGAGGAACAGUUAUUAGAAAGUCUGGAAAGUCUAAAUAAUAUGAAAAAUCUUAAAAGUCCAAAGUCCGAAAGAACGACAAAUUUUGGAAACUCUGAAAAGUUUACAAAGCCUGAGAAUUCUGAAAACUCUGAAAAGUCUACGAAACCUGAAAAUUCUGAAAACUCUGAAAAGUGUACGAAGCCUGAAAAUUCUGAAAACUCUGAAAAGUGUACGAAGCCUGAAAAUCCUGAAAACUCUGAAAAGUUUAUGAAGCCUGAAAAUUCUGAAAAAUUUACGAAACCUGAAAAUUCUGAAAACUCUGAAAGGUCUGUGAAGCCCUUAAUUCUGAAAACUCUGAAAAUCUUGGAAAGUGAAAAGCCUGAAAAUCCUGGAAAGAUUGACAGCUUUGGAAAGCUUAUGAAAUCUGAAAAAUGUCUUAAAAAUCAUUGA
Molecule: messenger RNA, 540 nt
Organism: Eufriesea mexicana
Lineage: Eukaryota; Metazoa; Arthropoda; Insecta; Hymenoptera; Apidae
Product: 110 kDa antigen-like
Exons: 2
Coding region: 1-540 (179 amino acids)
Source: RefSeq, a predicted model, not a curated record